Anarrhichthys ocellatus (wolf-eel) is the source of this 6565-nucleotide messenger RNA. RefSeq names its product protein jagged-2-like. The record is from RefSeq and is a predicted model, not a curated record. The transcript has 26 exons. Lineage: Eukaryota; Metazoa; Chordata; Actinopteri; Perciformes; Anarhichadidae. Gene Ontology annotation, cellular component: protein-containing complex; plasma membrane. Gene Ontology annotation, molecular function: calcium ion binding; Notch binding. The coding region runs from base 272 to 4033 and encodes 1253 amino acids. Gene Ontology annotation, biological process: heterophilic cell-cell adhesion; multicellular organism development; cell communication.
CUUCUCUGCUGUUUAGUGCGUCGAGCGUUGGAGGGAAGUGGAGUUCGCGCGUCUCGUAGUGCGUCCGUGGACCAAAGAGCAGCAGCAGCAGCGGUGCGCUCUUCUUCUUCCAGAGCCGCAGUCAUCCCGGGGAGCAGCCCGCACCGUGCACGCCUCGGACACCGGGAGGAGGGAUACUGCUCUUCUUCUGCAUUCUUAUUUUCUAACGGAUUUGAAACAUACAUGUUCUUUUCAUUUCCCCGAUGGUAACCAAGUCCGCGCAGCCGGAGACAUGUGGAAUAAUCCGGGGACAGUGCGCCGCGUCUCUCUAGUGUGUCUGCUCCUGACGCUGUGGGCUGAGGUGUCUCGGUCCACCGGGUACUUUGAGCUACAGCUGAUUUCGGUGGGAAACCCUGAAGGGCAGCUCCUGAACGGCGACUGCUGCGACGCGGAGAAGAGCGCGGCGGAGGGCCACUGCGGCGCGGACGAGUGCGACACCUACUUCAAAGUGUGUUUAAAGGAAUACCAAACGGAGGUCACGACCAACGGACCGUGCACCUACGGCUCGGAAACUACUAAGGUUAUCGGUGGGAAUACUUUUCAGUUCAAGGGCGGCCAGAAAACCGGCCAGAACCGGAACAAUGACGCUGGGAAGAUCACCAUCCCCUUCCAGUUCGCCUGGCCGCGAGCGUACACAGUGAUAGUGGAGGCGUGGGACAGAGACAACGGCACACACAGCAAUGAUGAUGAGCUGCUGAUUGAGCGCAGCAUCUACAAAGGGAUGAUCAACCCGGGCGAGGAGAAGCAGCCGGUGGAGUAUAAAAGCCUGAUCGCCAGUCUGGAGUACACCAUCCGCGUGCGCUGCGACGAAAACUACUACGGCGUCAAGUGCAACAAAGUGUGCCGUCCCCGCGACGAUUACUUCGGCCACUACGUGUGCGACCAGUUGGGGAACCGAGGCUGCAUGGAGGGCUGGACGGGGCCCGACUGCAAAACAGCCAUCUGCAAACAGGGAUGCAGCCUGGAGCAUGGACGGUGCAGCGUACCGGGGGAAUGCAGGUGUAACUACGGCUGGCAGGGGCCGCUCUGUGACGAGUGCCUGCCGUAUCCCGGCUGUGUUCACAGCACCUGCAACGAGCCCUGGCAGUGCACCUGUGAGAAGAACUGGGGAGGUCUGCUCUGUGACAAAGAUCUAAACUACUGCGGCACCAACCGUCCCUGUAAGAACGGAGGGACGUGCAUGAACACGGAGCCGGACGAGUAUAACUGCGCCUGUCCAGACGGCUACUCUGGCAAGAACUGUGAGAUCGCGGAGCACGCCUGUGUUUCCAACCCCUGUGCCAACGGCGGCACCUGCCAUGAAGUCCCGUCAGGCUUUGAGUGUCACUGUCCAGCAGGCUGGUCCGGGCCGACCUGUGCUAAAGACACGGAUGAAUGUGCCUCCAGCCCCUGUGCUCAGGGUGGAACCUGCAUGGACAUGGAGAACGGCUUCGAAUGCCUCUGUCCUCCUCAGUGGACGGGCAAGACCUGCCAGAUCGACGUUAAUGAGUGUGCGGGGAAGCCUUGCCUCAAUGCUUACCCUUGCAAAAACUUGAUUGGUGGAUAUCACUGUGCCUGCUUUCGUGGAUGGGUUGGCAAGAACUGUGACAUCAAUCUGAGCAGCUGUCACGGUCAGUGUCAGAACGGGGGGACCUGCAAGGAGGGAGCCAGAGGCUGCGUUUGCCAGGCGGGAUUCGUGGGUCGGCACUGCGAGGUUCAGAGAAACCGCUGUGCCAGCGGUCCCUGUAGGAACGGUGGGCGCUGCCACGCCCUGCUGGACGGCUUCAUGUGUGAAUGCCCGCAGGGCUUCGCUGGUACAACUUGUGAGGUGCAGAACGACCCCUGCAGCCCGAACCCAUGUCACAACAAGGCCCAGUGCCACAGCCUAAUGGGCAACUUCUACUGCAGCUGCCCCGACGAUUACGAGGGCAAAACCUGUUCGGAGCUCAAGGACCACUGCAAGACCAACCAGUGUCAAGUGAUUGACAGUUGCACCGUAGCCGUGGCAACCAAUGACACCCAAAAGCGGGUGUGGCACAUCUCAUCCAAUGUGUGCGGUCCCCACGGCCGCUGCAUCAGCCUACCUGCCGGGAACUUCAGCUGCUCCUGUGAGCCGGGAUUCACUGGCACCUACUGCCACGAGAACAUCAAUGACUGUGCGUCAUCCCCCUGUAAGAACGGAGGCACUUGCAUCGACGGGAUCAACUCCUUCCAGUGUUUCUGCCCAGACGGCUGGGAGGGCAGUCUAUGUGACGUUGAUGUGAACGAGUGCAACAGGAACCCGUGUCAGAACGGAGGCCGAUGUGUCGACCUGCUCAACGACUUCUACUGCAACUGUGUGGACAACUGGAAGGGAAAGACCUGCCACUCACGUGAGAGCCAGUGCGACUCCACCACCUGCAGUAACGGAGGGACGUGUUACGACCACGGAGACUCCUUCCUGUGCAGCUGCCCGUCAGGCUGGGGCGGCAGCACCUGCAACACAGCCAAGAACAGCACAUGUGACUCGGGUCCGUGUGAGAACGGAGGGACGUGUGUCGGAGGGGGCGAUGCCUUCACCUGCAUCUGCAAGGACGGCUGGGAGGGAUCCAGCUGUGCACAGAAUGUCGACGACUGCAAUCCACAUCCCUGCUACAACGGCGGCAUCUGCGUCGACGGCGUCAACUGGUUCCGCUGUGAAUGCGCCCCGGGAUUCGCCGGACCGGACUGUCGCAUCAACAUAGAUGAGUGUCAGUCGUCUCCUUGUGCCGAUGGUUCGACCUGCGUGGAUGAAAUCAACGGCUACCGCUGCGUCUGUCCUCCGGGACACGCCGGACCUCGCUGUCAGAAGUUCAUCGGACUCGGGAAGCCGUGUCGUCAUGCCGGCUUGCAGUUUCCUCACGGCAGCCGGUGGGAGGAGGAGUGCAACGCCUGCCAGUGUGUCAACGGCUACGUCCUCCGCUCCAAGGUGAGGUGCGGUCGGCGGCCCUGCCUCCUCCCAAAGGCUCCGCCCGCCCCAGAUGCGAACCCCCCGUCUUGCCCCGGAGGUCACGAGUGCGUGGAGCAUCAGUUCCUCACCUGCUUCUCGCCGCCGUGCCACCAGUGGGGCGUGUGUUCGACGCCCGACCCGCCGACGCCCAUGCACACCAAGUGUGAGCCCAACAGCGGUUACCUGGACAACAGCUGCGCUCGCAUCACGCUCAUCUUCAAGAAGGACAAAGUGCCGCAGGGCACCACUGUAGAGAACAUCUGCUCCGAGCUGAGGUACCUCCCCAUAACUCAGACGCUGGCCGAGGAGCGAGCGCUGCUCAUCCUCUGUGAUCUGUCCUACUCCAACAGUGACGCCGUGGAGGUCGCCAUGUCCUUUGAGCAGGACGGGCGAUCGAAGGACGGUGAUCGAGGACAGAUCCAGAAGGCGGCCAGCGCCAUCAUCGGUGCCCUCUCCAAACGCCACAACAGCACCGUCAUGCUGGCCGUGGUGGAGGUCAAAGUGGAGACGCAGGUGGAGCCGCCGCCUGUUGGUUACCUGGUCCCGGUGCUGUGCGUCGUCUUCAGCGUCCUCUGGAUCUUCUGCAUCGUCGUUUGCAUCUGGUGGACCCGCAAGAGGAAGAAAGAGCGCGAGAGAGCGCCCCGAUCCGAGGACACGGCGGUCAACAACCAGCUGGUGCUGAGGCCGAGUAACGCCCUCAAGGACAACCGCGACAAAGACAUUCAGUACGAAUGCAAGAAACUGAUGGCCCCCACCGACAGGACGUGCGACGGGGCCGAGGGCGAGGAGGAAGGGGAGCAGGAGGAGGGGGAGCAGGAGGAAGACGAGGAGAGGGCACCGGGCGUGGGGGAGAAGUGUCCGCCGCAGAGGUGCUCCACGGCGGGGGCGCAGGACAGGGGGGUGACGGGUAAGGGAGGGGUCAUCUGCACUUCACGCAGCGGCCCGGUCAAGGCGCCGCACCGGACGGGGUACAGCCCCAAAGACAACCGGUGUAAAAACCUGAACGCCGCCAAGCUCAGCGAGGACAUUAAAGACCACUAUGUAUGAACACACGGAGGACGGAGCAGAAGAAAGAAAGGAAAGAACUGCGAUGUCUUCAACGUCACUGACUUCUCAACUCUUAAAAAGUGAAGAUUACAAAUGCUUUCAUUUUCUAUUUUUACCUUAUUUAACUACUUUGUCUGCAGCACGGAGGCUUGUUUUUACCAAAAGCCAAUUCGCAAAUAAAAAAGACAGAAAAAUAAACAAAAAAAGACAAAUAAAAAUCACGGCUUCUCGUCAUACUUCUGGAAUCAAGAAGAAUCUUCUCUUUUUCACCGCUCCAGAUUAUUAUUGUUUUCGUACUUUUCCGCUUUGCCUCAUCCGAGCUCACGCUUCCCUUUCUUUGGACUGAUGGUCAUCCGCCGGCAGCUGCUCACAUUGUUUCUACCGAUUGGUGCGUUCGGCUCCUGUCUGCCUUAGCCCCAAACCUGCGGGCCUUUUCUACACUUCACAUCAUGACUUUUUAUAUAAAACAAAAAAAACAAAAAAAGAUUUUAUAUACAUUUAAGUGCUUGACAGUUGGCACAGAGAAUCCACUGUAUGAUACCUGGCAUGAGCAUUUUUUUUGUUGUUUACAUUCAUAAACAUCUUUUCCAUUUUGUGUUGAGGCUUAAAGGUUCUUACGUAUAUCCUUUAAAAUAAUGAUGUCACUGCUUCCUGCGAGUCAACAUGAUGAUUCUUCAGUAUUUGCUUCGGUAGAAAAGUGCCUUCAGCCCUUAUUAUUAUUAUUAUUAUUAUUAUUAUUAUUAUUAUUAUUAUUAUUAUUAUUGUUGUUUUUUAUUUUUUUUUAUUUCUUUUAUUUGUUUUUCCUCCUUUAAAGUUUAUGCAGAAUUUAAUUACAUAUAAAGGGAAAGAUGUCCGAGCAACAACUCUUCAUACCACACAAAGGUUAUUGUCUUUGCGAUGUACAUAUGUAAAUAUGAAGAAAUGGCUGUGUAUAUUUGAAUUUAGUAACUUAAGUGAUGCUUUGUAUCAUAGUUAUUCUAAAGACUGUUUUCGUGCUUGUUUUUUUUAAUUUUAAAUGAUGUCAUUCCGUUCAUCAGUGUCUGUCGACACUAUAACAGGUUUUAUACAGAUGUUCAGAGUCCAGGGUCCCUCUGAAUCAGGAGCGCCGGUUUUUCGUUACGUGUUGUGAUUCUUUGUUACAGAAACACAAACACUGAGAAUGUCGAUCUGUUUGUUAAUCUUUGUGAGAGGUUAUUGUUUUUAACCGACAGGCCGUCGUUGAAAAUUAAGUUGUAAGUUUCUGAGAGUUAAAAUUAUUUCAAAAAGGUUUUUCUACACCUACAAAUGUUUGUCUUAUGGGCCAUCCUUGCAAAAAUCACCCAAAUACAGCCAUUUAUCUUUUAACAAAUGUAUCCCAGUGUGCAAACUUAGAGCCGUUCCACACCCACAAAUUCAAAUCAUGGGCCGACCCUCCAAAAAUAAUUCUAAAUGUCCGAUUUGAAUGCUCUGUGUUUCAGUGAGACAGCUUCUGAAUGAUGCUUUAGUCCACUGACGAUUCUUCUGAAAUUGUCUUUUCAGCUUUUUCCACAUUUCAUGCUGUUUCGCGUCCGACAGGCUUCUCUGUACGAGCACAUACAGGUUGUACUACAGCAGCCAUCAGGCCAGCUUUCAUGGUUUCCUUUUUGUGUGACGAUAUUUGAAAAUGGCGAAAGCUUAAAGGUCUCUCAACCAAACUCUGAAGAAAUGAGACGUCAAUCGUUCAUUCAGCCUGAACCCAUCGUCCUCCUUGGUUCACUGUUACCGUCGAUGCUGCAGGUUGAAAGUUGCAGGAAUUAAAGGAACUGAAAUGGUUUUGCUGCACUUCUUUUGUCCAUUAUUAUAAUGGAAAUACAACCCAAACCCUAACCCUUCAGAUAUACAGCUUUUGAUUUUGGGAUGUGAUUUCACAGCCUCCAGUUUUGUUUCAUCAUAUCUUAAUCCCUUACAGGGCACAGGGUCCAAACAACGUAAAAAGCUCUGCUGCCAGUCUCUCUCUCUAUAUAUAUAGUUUACAGUCGGUAGACAGUGUGGAUGCCAGGGUGUUCAGUAAGUAUGACCCCACCUCCUCAAGUGCCCCAUUGCAAGACACCGAAUCCCCUUCUAGACGAAUCAAAAGGUGUGAGGUUUGAAUGGGAAUCGAGUGCGAGUCCUAAAUGUUUAGCCCCGCCUCUCCUCCAUGUAUCUAUUCUGGUCUAAUGAAGGGAACAACUUGUUGCUGUUGUGGUUGUUGUCCAGUGUUUUGUAAAGUCUGUUUCUGCACUAAGAACACAAACAUUUAGCAUCACAUUAUAAAAACAAAAGUCAAAUAUUGUCACUGUUUGUGGACGAACAUUUCGCUGUUUUUGUUAAUAAUGCAAAUCAUUUUGAACCCAAAUUCAUAUUCUGCCAGUAAAUCCUACGUUGUGUGAGUCCCACAGGAGGACCUGAAUGUGCAGAACAUUGUAAUUAUUUUGUACAAAAAUUUGGUAAAAGUCUUGGUUUGUUAGUGGAAUUUUUUUUUUGUUUGUUCUUAGAACAAUCUUAUUAUUUAUUAAAGUAUUUUAUACCAAAGUU